This is a messenger RNA of Hyla sarda, 4816 nucleotides long. It is a transcript of the gene RRAS, whose product is annotated as RAS related. Gene Ontology annotation, cellular component: plasma membrane. The record is from RefSeq and is a predicted model, not a curated record. The transcript has 6 exons. Bases 544 to 1152 code for a protein of 202 amino acids. Gene Ontology annotation, biological process: signal transduction. NCBI's taxonomy places the organism in Eukaryota, Metazoa, Chordata, Amphibia, Anura, Hylidae. Gene Ontology annotation, molecular function: GTPase activity; GTP binding; GDP binding.
ACAAACAAAGAAAAAACACUUUUAAUUCAGCAAAUAAACAAAGACCCUCAGGACAUGACCGCCCGCUGCCACCUCUGCGCACAUGCCAGGGGGGGUCCAUCAGUCAGACUAGUCCUGCCGCUGCUAUAAGCAGACAGUCCGCCUUAUAAGGAGGCAGCUGUGCUCGGCUAAUACCCGGGUUACUCCGGGCAACGUAAACAUCUGCAGGCACAGACUGUACACUGCGCGGCAGAGGCGAGCGGGCGGCGCUAGGACCGCGGGAGGGACCCGGCCAUCGUCUCGCGGCCCCUUCACCAAAUAGGGAGAUUAAGUUUUUUAAGUGAAUCAGACCCCGGUCACUCCGGCCUCAUUAAUAUUCAUGAGCUCAUUAGCAUAGAGAAGUAAGGAGGAGCCUAGAGGAGGGGGGGAGUGAAAAAAAAAAAAAAAAAAAAAAAGAAGAGGAGGCAGGGUGGCCAUUUUUGCAGGGACUGACUCCAUGGAAAGUUUGCUGAAGUGAAGUUGGUAUUGACUGCUGUGUAUCCCGUCUAUCGCCCAGUGCCCAGCAUGAGUGCCAAGGAGUCGUCUACCCCCGUGGAGAAGUAUAAGCUGGUGGUGGUGGGAGGAGGAGGAGUGGGCAAAAGUGCCCUGACCAUCCAGUUUAUCCAGUCUUACUUCGUUUCUGACUAUGAUCCAACCAUUGAAGAUUCCUAUACGAAGAUAUGUUCCAUUGAUGGAAAGCAGACCCGACUGGAUAUUCUGGACACGGCCGGACAGGAGGAGUUUGGGGCGAUGAGGGAGCAGUACAUGCGCACAGGAGAAGGCUUCCUGCUGAUCUUUGCUAUUAAUGACCGGGGAAGCUUCAAUGAGAUCAGCAAGUUUCACACACAGAUCCUACGUGUCAAGGACAGAGAUGAGUUCCCCAUGAUUCUGGUUGGCAAUAAGGCAGAUUUGGAUCUUCAGAGACAGGUGACCAAGGAGGAAGCUCUCAGCUUUGCACGAGAGAAUCGGAUCCCGUAUAUGGAGGCCUCCGCCAAGAUCCGAUUAAAUGUAGACGAAUCUUUCCACGAACUGGUCAGGGCAAUCAGAAAAUUCCAAGAGAUGGAGUGCCCCCCGACCCCGGCUGUUAACCCUAAGAAGAAAGAGUCGAAAAGCUGCCCCUGUGUGAUCCUGUAACCUUGUGUCCCCAGCCGCCCAGAUGGCCUGAACAGAGAGACGCAGCAAUAGCUUGGGGAGGGCUUUGACCACUCAUGGAAAACCGGGCACUGUUCGUGCCGCCAGGCUGCACAUGAAUGGUCCUCUCUUCGGCUAACUCAUCAUGCCAACCCUGCAGCCACCUGGAGGUUGCAUCCGAAAGGCACAUCACAUGAUCUCGCUGCUGAUCCAGCCCCGCCGUGCUGGGGGGGCUCCUCUGUAGGCCAAACAACCCAUCCCCCCCCCUCCCCAAUCCCUCUGUGCAUCAGGGCAAGAUGCUUCAUUCUACUACAAAGAAAUGCAGUUUGCACACACUCCCCUCAUCUGUGCCAACACUUCAUUAUUUUUGUACGCUGGGAUCUGCAUGUAAAUAUAUAUUCUGUAUAUAUAUUUUAUAUAUAUAUAUAUUUUAUGUUCUCUUAUUUUAGUAUUCCAUGAGCUUUUAUGUACGCAGCCAGGGUGCGUACUGGAGAGACUAGUGCUGGAGAUUCUCCUAUAUGUUACCAGACCAUAUACCGGAAAGGCACGCUUACCCCUUCCCCCGCUCCGUAAGCUUUUUUUUUUUCUUCUUUUAUUAGUAAUGGAAGACUUGGUACUUUCUUUGUUCUUUUGCUUCUCCUAUGAUUAUAGCAAGGUGGGCUACACUACAAGAUGGCUUGCACCGAAACUGUGCUGAAUUUUUGCUGCUCCUUGCAAAGCUGUGAGUUGUUUCAUCUGCAUACACUACGCCAGUGGUCUGCACCCCGCAGCUGUUGUAGAACUGCAACAUCCAGCAUUACCUGCAGCUUGCAGACCACUGCACAACACUGAAUGACCUCAUUGUUACUGUAACCAGCUGCAUACAGUUAGUUUUCGUCUUACCACAAUGUUUUCCAACUAGGGUGCCUCCAGCUGUUGCAAAGCUACAACACCCAGCAUGCUCGGACAGCCGAAGGCUGUCCGAGCAUGCUAGGAGUUGUAGUUUUGCAACAGCUGGAGGCACGCUGGUUUGGAAACACGGUCUUACCAUGACUGGCAACUCUCCUUAUUAUUAAAACUGAUUUAGGAAUAAUUAGGGUUCACAUUUUCCAUGCAGUGAAAUGCAAUCUAUUGUUCCCUAUUAUCUGCCGUAUGUUUACACGGUGGAAUGUGUGUCCGGAAAAUUUCUGGCCCGACAAUCCCGCAGACAGCAGGACCGAUUGGAAAUGCGCCAUCUUCAUAGACGGCAGUGCAUUUACGAGCCAAAUCCGCAGAAAGAAUAGACAUGUCUGACGCCUAAAUCGGGAUUCCGCCAUUUGCACAGUGCAGCGGAAUCCCAUUGAAAUGAAUGGGACUCUGCUGCAGUGAAAUUUCUGAGCAGAAUAUUCCCGCGAAAUUCCUUUUGGAAAUUGAGCCAUGUGAACAAAGCCUAAGGCAUGGUUCACACAGCGGAAUUUCAAAGCGGAAUCCAGGGGGAAAAUUCAAAAAAAAAUUGGGAGAAUGGGAGAAUUUCCCUGCCGGAAAUAUCUGGCAUGGAAAUAAAAAUUCUGGAUUUAUUAGCUGACAGGUAUUAAGGUGGUCAUACAUCUUCAAGCUUCAGGAGAAGCCAAUGUGACCAAAAUGGCACUGAGCAGCUUGUAAUGUAUUGGAACACAUGCAAGCUGCAGCAGGAAAAUUUUUACUUUUGAUAAAAAAACUAAAAUUGUCAAUUCUUGCUGCGAAAUCUGCUCAAAUAUGCAUUGCGGUCAAUGAAGAUGGCGCAUUUGCAAGUGGUCCUAGCGCCAGCUUUCUCUGCAGGAACCCGCUGUCUGCAGAAUGUCCGCCAGAAAUUUUCCUGCUCGACAUUCCUUAAAAAUUCCCCCAUGUGAACAUUGCUCAAGACUGUCUGUAAAAAGGGAUAUCUGGGAGAAAGUAAAAUAAAAAAAAUCUCUGCCCCUCGACCACUAGUUUCUUGCGCAGCUCCUAUUCAGAGAUCUUCCAUGGGUGAAUGAUAGUUGCUUUUUCAUGAGUUUGAUUUUAGAUUUAGUGACCCCCCCCCCCCCCCCCACCCCUUUUAAGUUAAAAAGCUUAACUUGUUGUAUUUUGAGAUUUUUUAUUAUUUUUUCCAACAUUACUUGCCAAUGACAUGACGGUUAUCUUGCUUUCUUUUUUUCCCCCUUACCCUGAAGGGCCCUAAUUGAUCACCGAUUGCCGUAGUAAAAGAACAAAAGGUACAAUGUGAGAGGAACGGUAGAAUCCUUCUGUAAUAUAAAGGUAACACAUCUGUAAUACUUAAAGGCUAUAGACAACAUUGGAUCAUUAUUUACUGAACUUUUGUGCAGUAUUUUUGUGGUUAAACAAAAUUAUUAUUUUUUUUUUAUUAACAUUUUUCCUUCUGCAGCUUGCAUGUGUUCCAAUACAUUGCAAGCUGCUAAGUGCCAUUCAGUGCCAAUUUGGUCACAUUGGCUUCUCUGGAAGCUUAAAAUGGUCACACAUCUUCAAUACCUGUCAGCUAACAGCUAAUCCUCUGUACACACUGGCUUGGCUAAACGUUUGGGUUUUCAGUGAGGUGGGGAGAGAAAGUAUUGGUUGUUGAUAUCCAUUUUGCUUGAUCCUUCUGUUCACCAACAUUAUCCUUUGGGUGAGAGUCGGGAGGCCCCGUACACUUUUAGACCAGUGCUUCCCAGCCAGUGUUCCUCUAGCUGUGGCAAAACUACAACUCCCAGCAUGCCAUGCCCGGCCUUUGGUUGUCCGCGCAUGCUGGGAGUUGUAGUUUUGCAACAGCUAGAGGUACACUGGUUGGGGAAAACCCUGCAUUAGACAAUUGGCUCGACCCAUUAAUAUUGGAGGAAAGUGUCACUGAGGUGCUUGCAAUGUAUACACAUAUAUGCAAGCUGCAGAAGAAAAAUGAAAUUUUGAAAUGUAAAUUUUUUUAUUAACCACAAAAUAAAAUCCAAUGACAAUUGAUGACCAUAGCCUUUAAGAUUCCACAUGACUAAGGGCUCGUAUACAUCAGCAUAUUUCAUGUCCCUGCUCCCGUUCACAUAUAUUAGAAGGGGAAUAGGCUUGUGAUACGCUUCUAUCCAGUUCCCCCAGCACAGGGUCACUUCUUGGCUUAUUUGUGUCUUUAAUGUUGGAUUUAACUCUUAUUUAGUACCCACUUCAACCUAUUCCUAUUGCAAACAUCACACGAGGGGACCGGCGCACAGAGUUGAUGGUGCAGGAUUGCUGUCUGCACUACAGCCUCUUAAAGGGGUUGUCCAGUAUUACAAAACGGGGUUCUUGUUCGUGGGACGGUUUCGGUAUUGCAGCUCUAACCCAUUUCCUGUUAUUAAAAUUCUGGACGUUCCCUUUAAGGUUUAGAGGUAAAAUACACAACAGAUAGUAUGGCUUAUGUCCUGUAAUACAGGAUUAUUAUUAUUGUAGGACAAUGGGAUGGGGGACACGCCGAGAGCUUUACCGCGCGCAAUCGCUGUGGUAUGUCACCCCCAUAGGAAAGGUCGAAAUGAUCAGCAAAAUUGUAUGGGACUUGUCCCUGUCACUACUCUGCUUUACUAGCGCACCCCCUGAUGCUGACGACUGCCAUGAACAUCUUUUGUGUACCUCUCAGCCAUAAGACCGUGUUCAUUUUCUAUGUAUAUUGUUUACAAGUCAACAUAAGUAUAAUCACAUAUCCUUGUCUUCAGAACGUUCAUUAAAGUAAUGAUCU